Molecule: messenger RNA, 1074 nt
Organism: Symbiodinium necroappetens
Lineage: Eukaryota; Dinophyceae; Suessiales; Symbiodiniaceae
Source: the annotation of a GenBank genome assembly
AUGAUCUCGGGCUCAAGGCUUCAUCUCAUUUCCACACGUGCCUGUCCCGGCUUCCCUUUGCAGAGUCUGAUCAUGUUGGGCGACUUUAUCCUGGAGACGGUGGCGACUUGUUUCGCUUUCCUUUUCAUGACCUCCCCCUUGACACAGACUAUUGACGUCAUCGCGACCCCUGCAAAGGUGCAGAACGUUAAUCCAGUGAAUCUGCUCUGCUUCUUCCUGAACUGUGCGACACAACUUGGCUAUGGGAUUUUCAUGCCUGUUAACCAGGUGAUCCCUUGCAAUGCCUAUGGUGUGGCUGUGGGUUUCUUUAGCAUCAUCACUUGCUGGUGUCUUGCACGGCGUGAUGAGAAGGCUGAGCGUUGGAAUUUUCAGGCUUGUGCAAGCACAAUCUUCAUCUUGGCCUUGUCUGUCUUAAUCGUCCUGUAUGCCGGAGUUGGUGGCGAGCGCGCUCCUGGCAGAGUUGGAAGCCUGGGGAUGCUUGUGGGCAUCAUCAUGUAUGCAGCCCCCCUCUCGGUGCUGCAAGAGGUGAUUCGCACAAAGUCUUCCACGCCUUUGCCAGUCAUGCAGAUAUUUCUGGGCUUCCUCAACAGCCUCUGCUGGUUCGCUGUGGGCAUGCGAAAUCAAAAGCUUCCAGUCUGGGCCCCCAACAUUUUCGGGAUGCUUCUGUCUCUCAUCCAGCUAGUGCUGAUCUUGAAGUACCCAGCCAAACCGGAGGGUGACGUCGAAGCACAGAAGAAUCCCGUGCCGCUCCUUAAGGAGCAUGUUGCUGCAGACUUCGUGCGCAGCCGCACUGGGGAGCUCGCCGAGACUGUGGCGGAGAUUUCCGUGCUCGUGAAGAGCGUGAGCGGAAUCUUUGAGAACAACCCCAACGUCUGCACGGAGCACGAUGGCAAUGAGUCGGCGGAUUCGCAGGAAGUGAAGGACAAGGAGACUGCGGGCGAGGCCCACACUUCAGAGGCUCCAGUGCUGGGCCGAGAGGGGCGUGGCCGGAAGGAUUCUGCAGAGUCGGGCAAGAAGACAGUGGAAGAAGAUGGAGUCACCACCUCUCAAGAGAGGCAUUCUGUACAGCUCUGA